AUGGGGCAUGGCGGUGAUCAGUGUGCUGGUAUGGGGCAUGGCGGUGAUCAGUGUGCUGGUAUGGAGCAUGGCGGUGAUCAGUGUGCUGGUAUGGGGCAUGGCGGUAAUCAGGGCGCUGGUAUGGCGUAUGGCAGUGAUCAGGAUGCUGGUAUGGCAUAUGGGGUGACCAGGAUGCUGGUGUGGGGCAUGGCGGUGAUCAGGAUGCUGGUAUGGGGUAUGGUGGUGACCAGGAUGCUGGUAUGGGGUAUGGUGGUGAUCAGGACGCUGGUAUGGGGCAUGGCGGUGAUCAGGAUGCUGGUAUGGCAUUCGGGGUGAUCAGGAUGCUGGUAUGGGACUUGGCGGUGAUCAGGGCACUGUUAUGCUGUUUGGCGGUGAUCAAGAUGCUGGUAUGGGGCAUGGCGGUGAUCAGGACAUUGGUUUGGGGUAUGGAGGUGAUGAGGCACAGGUAUGGAAGUGAUCAGGGUGCUGGUAUGG
Staurois parvus is the source of this 474-nucleotide messenger RNA. Lineage: Eukaryota; Metazoa; Chordata; Amphibia; Anura; Ranidae. The record is from the annotation of a GenBank genome assembly.